Molecule: messenger RNA, 1775 nt
Organism: Anguilla anguilla (European eel)
Lineage: Eukaryota; Metazoa; Chordata; Actinopteri; Anguilliformes; Anguillidae
Product: olfactory receptor 52K2-like
Exons: 2
Coding region: 505-1476 (323 amino acids)
Biological process (GO): G protein-coupled receptor signaling pathway
Cellular component (GO): membrane
Molecular function (GO): olfactory receptor activity; G protein-coupled receptor activity
Source: RefSeq, a predicted model, not a curated record
UCGACAGUGACCUGUGCUGAGGAGAACUGGUGAGCAGCGUUUUCCUACUGUGCCAAUUCUACUCUGCGCUCUUAAUCUUCCAGUUUUCUUUUCUUCUUCCGAUAUUCAUUCAACACCAGGGCUGAGUUCGAAACCAACACGCUUACUUUCGACAGCAAUAACGCAUUUUUUUUUACGUAGGGGAUAAGAAGAAAUAACGUAGCAAUACUUAAAAGAAAAACAAAGAAAAAAAGCGAACAACUGUUUAUGCAUUUUGUUAUUAUAUUUCCUUCGCGUUCCAGGUCACAUAUAAACUGUAUUGGGCCUGAAUAUAGUGUACGGAAACAAUUACGUGUGUUUGUUGAAGGCGCCGUCAUUUUGGAAAAGAUUCUAGAAGAGCCAUAUCGGGAGAGAAGAGACUGUCUACCAAAGACGCAUGCGUAACAUCAGAUCCACGGUUUGGUUCUUUUUCAAGCGAGCCCAGAGAAGAAGUCACGCGGAGGUGCUGAACGCCAAACACGACCAAUGGGUAUUCUGACCACAUCCAGCACCAACGACUCCAUUAUUAGACCAGUUGGAUUUCACAUUGUCGGUUUUACCCAUUUAAAGUUUAGCGAUGUAUACGUAACUUUCCUCGCCGUUGUUUAUACUGUAACGGUUUUAUCCAAUUGCUUUAUUCUUUCCAUUAUAUGGAUAGAUCACCGCCUACACACCCCGAAGUACAUUGCGGUGGCUAAUCUGGCGGUCGUCGACUUGAUGUUCAGUACAUCUAUUAUCCCUCGUAUGAUCAAGAUAUUUCUCGCGAAAGAUAACUUUAUUUCCUACAACGCGUGUUUGGCACAGAUGUUUUUCUAUUACUGUUUUGUCUCAUUAGAGUCGUUUUCCCUAAGCGUACUGGCCUAUGACCGGUUAAUUGCGAUAUGUUUCCCACUGAGACAGAGCUCUAUCAACUCACUCACUGUCAUGAUCAGUAUUUUAGUCGCUGUUUGGUCAUUUUGUGUAAGCGUUGUUGUGUUCGCGGUCACAGUCAUGACCAGACUGUCUUUCUGUAAUUCGCUCAAUGUUCAGAGCUACUUCUGUGACUACACUCCCAUGUACAGACUAGCUUGCAAUGACAACCGAUUGCAGUGGGCCACUGCCUCUUCUCUGAGUUUACUUAUUGUGUUUGUGCCCCUUAGUUUAAUUAUCAUGUCAUACAUCUGCAUUUUGACAGCCGUGUUUCGAAUGAAAAAUUUAGACAGCAGGUACAAAGCACUGUUAACGUGCACAGAACAUCUCGUUCUCGUGGCGAUUUUCUACGUGCCGAUCACGACGGUGUACAUCAUCGAACUUUUCUUCUUCCAACUCGAUCCAGAUGUCAGGAUUCUAAACUUGUCUUUGGCCAAAUGCAUCCCACCCUGCCUGAACCCCAUUGUGUAUUCCCUGGCAACCAAAGAAAUCAAGAACAGAGUACUGGCCAUGUUUCAGAAGUUCAAGGUAGCAGCGUGGUCAGGGUAGGCAUAGACCAGGGUUCCCACUCGUCCUGGAAAACCUUGAAAACCUGGAAAUUUAUCAACUAGUUUUCCAGUCAUGGAAAACACCUGGAAAAUGAGGAAAAUUUACAAAAUGUCCUGGAAAUAUUUGUGAGGUCCUGGAAAAAUGUAGGAUAGGCUAUAAGUCAAGGUAUUAAACUGUAUAUUUAGAGCUGAGAUUGCAUAUUUUUCUCCGCUUCUCUCAUUUUUAUUAGCUGCUGAGAUUCCACAGCAGCACACAGUUUUGAAUGGUUAUGGUACUUGCACAUUGCAAGCACCCCCCCC